Spirodela intermedia is the source of this 2395-nucleotide messenger RNA. The record is from the annotation of a GenBank genome assembly. NCBI's taxonomy places the organism in Eukaryota, Viridiplantae, Streptophyta, Magnoliopsida, Alismatales, Araceae.
AUGAAUAAUUUAUCCCACGAAGGCCAACGGGACCUGCCAUUGGCUUCCCCUCGCGCCACCAUCGACGUCAACCCGUCGAGCAGUAUUUACUCCGGAGAACCUGAGGGAGGGAGGGAGAGGGCCACGACGGUAAUGGUGAAGUAAUUUCUCAUCGUGGAAAAUGUCGAGCGAACUUAGAUGGUGGUCAGGCUUAACGCAAGUUUCGGGGAUUGAACUGGAGACGCGGUUGCGGAGUUUCGGCCCAUCGGAGCUCCUGUGGGCCGCGUGGGCGGGAAUUUCUUGAGCGGGAACCCCCCCGCGUGAAGGGCGAAUGAGAGGAGGACGGCAUCUGGGUCUUCUCCUCCGCUCGCCAUCAGCUGGAGGAGAGCUUCGAGCAUGAGGAAGAACGGAAUCUGUCCGUUCACCGUUGGACUCCGAUGCCGCUUCCCCCACCUUCCUUUCUACAGAGACACACCCAUCUUCCUCUCAAACGUUUUAUUAAAGUAAAUCCUCCGCAGGCUAAAUCAUGGAGCGGCGCCCGCUGAAAGCAUGUUCCAUGUCUCUUGGAGUACCCCCCGCCCGGUUCGCUAUCAUCGUUUUUUCCAACAGUCUUAACUCGAAUCGCGCAUUGUCCGCGCAUUUGAGAUCAUCUUGAUGGCUACUUCUCUCUCUAGGAUGGCCAAGGUUUUGCUCGCCGAAGGAUGGAUGAGGUCGAGGAAUUGCUCGUUGAUGAUCGCCCUGUAUUGCGCUGUUUUCGGAUGAUAAGACAUCUCCGCGCUAAUUCUGUGGUGCUGAAGCAGGUGGACACAGACGUCGUUUCUGGCUUUGGUGGCUCUUGCCAAUUCACGCGCCACAGAAUUAUUGCUACCUACGACAUGGAAACUUCCUUUGCGCUAAUAUGCGCUGCAGGAGAGAGAGAGAGAGAGAGAGAGAGAGAGAGAGGGAGAGAGAGAAGGGAUUCGCACCGCCAGCAUAAACUCCUUUUGUAGUUUUCGGUCGGAAAGGGAGAACAAUUGGCAGGGAGAAGAGAGGGGAAGAGAGAGUCGAGGAAGAGAGGGGAAGAUGGUGGACCGACUCCCUUCUCCUCGUUCUCCACCGGUGCUGCUCCUCCCGCUCUUCCUCUCCUCGUUAGUGCUCUUCUUCCCGCUGUCCUCGGCUGAGGACGCCACCAACAUCACCGCACUGCCGCCUACGCUGAACUCAAACCUUACGACCCCGCUCGCCUCUAAUUCUUCUCCGAAGGCGCAGGUGCCCAACCCGACGGUUUCGUUAUCUCUCUCCCUCGGCGUAUCUCAGGAGCUCAAUCCCAACCCCUUCGUCAACCCGGUAAGCCCAUCCCCCUCUCAUAUCAGAACAAAGCUUCCCAUUUUUCUCUUCUCCUGGUCGUUCAUCCGGGGCGUGGGUGGUGCAGAACCCAGUGUUGUCGCUGUCCCUGUCGCUUAGCGUAUCAGAAGAGCUGAAGGCCAACCCUUUCGACUUAACCCUUUUCCCAUUUCCGCUGCUCGAGGAAGGAGCCGAACCAAGGCAGGUGAAGCACCGUGAGCGUAGGGUCGAAGCCAAGCAACACUUGAAAGAAGACGUGUCUAAGGUUCAGUCUCUUCCUUUCACGUUCACAUGGAGCGCCCAGAGGGCUCCUCUUCGUCUGGGUUUGGCCAGCUUAGUUUAUCUUCACAAGACACGUGUAAAGAGAUCUGAUUUGACGGGCUAGUGCAGGCGAAGUCUGGCUCUUUCAUCAGAGGCAAGUGCCCGUACACAGUGAGGAUCAAGACGAGCUGCUCCUCUCCCCCGGUUACUCGCGACGCUGUCAGCCUUGACUUCGGUGACGCAGACCACAACGAGGCAAUGCUCUUAUCCUCAUCUCUCUCUCUCUCACACAUCUCACAUCUCACAUCUCACGUACCCGACUGAUAAUUAUACUGAUUUCUAGCUACUGUUUCGCUUUGUUUCCGUAUUCAUCACGGCGGCUCUUCACUCUCAUGGUGCUCGUGAGCGGCAGGUGUACGCUGCUCGACUUGACGACCCAGCGUCAGGGACUUUCGAGCGCUGCUCCGUCGACACCUUCCGAGUCGUCGGGCCUUGCGGCGGCCGCCCCUGCUUCCUCUACCUCCGCCGCUCCGGCCGCGACGGCUGGAUUCCCGAGUACGCCAGGAUCUUCUACCAGCCGGGGGACACCCACACGGCCGUCACCUUCGCCUACGAGGCCUCCUUGCCCGACGGGGUCUGGUACGGCUUCAACCUCUGCCAUGACGGCGCCGGCGCAGCUCUCCACAGGGAUACCGCCGUCCGCCCCAGCAGGGCCAAGGUCGACGACAACGGCGGCAGGGACGAAGACGACAAAGGCGACAAGGGUGAUCCGACGAUCAAGAUGAAAACCAAGGUCAGCGGUAGCGUCAAGACGGUCUUCAUCAAGAUGUGA